AUGAGCUUUAUAAGCACCAGUAGUCCAGUGCUGAUUUAUGUUCAUUUAACCUACCCACAUAGAUCUGGAAGAGAUCCCUAUGGAGAUUCUGCGGUAGGGUGGGUUCAAGUCCAAAGAAUCCAAAAUAUUUGCACGGUGAAGGCUAAAAUAACACCAGAACAUAAUGUAAAAAAGAAGCAGUAUGCAGUAACUUGCGUCAUUAAUGAGAUUGCUGAGAAGGUUUUGGACCUUCAGUGUCAUGAUUGUGCUGCUUCAUUAGGUGGAUGUAAACAUGUCAUUGCCUUUUUAAUGUGGCUUCAUAGAAGAAGCGAGGAGCCCUCUCCGACAGAAGUGGCUUGCUGCUGGGCCAAGAGCAAGUUAUCCAAAGUUGGGAGCUCAAUAAAGUUUUUAACUCUUCGGGAUCUUGGAGCUGAAGAGGAACUGAGUUUUGACGACGAAGGCUUACUUUUUCUCCAAGAAGUUGUUAAGAAAGGUACAGAAAAUACUUCGAACAGUCAGCUUUUGAAGUAUUUUGUCCUUAACGGCAUCAACGAACACCUGGGGCUAUAUCAACUUCUAUUGAAAUUUGUUGAAAGUCCAAGAGGGACACAGGAGGGACAUCUGAUUGCACAGAAUUUCUUAAUUUCUGCUCCCAGCAAAUGA
Sitophilus oryzae (rice weevil) is the source of this 642-nucleotide messenger RNA. RefSeq lists its product as uncharacterized. The record is from RefSeq and is a predicted model, not a curated record. Bases 1 to 642 code for a protein of 213 amino acids. Lineage: Eukaryota; Metazoa; Arthropoda; Insecta; Coleoptera; Curculionidae. The transcript has 3 exons.